This is a messenger RNA of Aspergillus puulaauensis, 432 nucleotides long. RefSeq lists its product as uncharacterized. The transcript has a single exon. NCBI's taxonomy places the organism in Eukaryota, Fungi, Ascomycota, Eurotiomycetes, Eurotiales, Aspergillaceae. The record is from RefSeq and is a predicted model, not a curated record. Bases 1 to 432 code for a protein of 143 amino acids.
AUGUACAAACUCCUCGCGCUCGCCUCCAUUCUCGCCUGCACCUCCGCAGCCUUAACCGCCCCAGGACCCGAAGAGUCUAUCGCAACCCUCCCAGACGGCCCUAUCGUGACGGCCACCACCCUCCCCGGACACUCCGAGACAGUACCCGACUCGCCAACGGAGACACCAUCCACCACUCUCCCAACCGGCUCCGGUACUCCUCCGUGGUGGUCUCAGAGUCCCACCCCGGGCUGGAGCACGAGUCAUCCAAUUGGGAGCGGCUCGCUUACUCCGUGUGGUAGUAGUAGUAGCAGUUCUCCUUCGUCGACAGGAGGCAGUGGGGGUGAUGGGCCGGCGUUCACCGGAGCAGCUGGGGCUUUGUAUAAGGCUGGGACGAUCUAUGCUGUUGCGGGCGGGGUGUUGGUUGGAUUUGGGGCUGUGAUUGUUGUUUAG